This is a messenger RNA of Suillus subaureus, 568 nucleotides long. RefSeq lists its product as uncharacterized. Lineage: Eukaryota; Fungi; Basidiomycota; Agaricomycetes; Boletales; Suillaceae. The transcript has 2 exons. Bases 183 to 419 code for a protein of 78 amino acids. The record is from RefSeq and is a predicted model, not a curated record.
AUCCUAGCUAAUAGCUAGCAACCUGCUGCAGACAGGAUCGUGUUAUGCAACCAAGUCCCUUGAAAGCUCCUUCAUGCUAUUCACUGCAAACUUGCCAUAGAUCAAAUGGCUACAUGAGUAUCAAACUUCCUCCAAAUCCAUAGCGAAGCGGCCGCUUCGAAGAUGAGAAGUUAGAACAGUCGAUGGCUGCUAUUCAUCAACGUGUAUGUGCUAUGAUCUCAAUAUUCGUGCACAUCGCUUUUACUAGUUGCUCCUAUCACGGCUCCGAGGCCGUCUGCAUACUCACAGAAACAUACUCGAAAAUCGCGAUAGACUGCGUCAAUUUUACGUGUAGUUGGACCCUGCUUAAUACAGCUAGCAGAAUCAUGAAAUAUCUCCUAUUGCUAUCUCCUUUCCAAACAUGUCUGUUGUUUCUCUAAAUUACGCCUUAUCAGAUAAUCUUCUCGGUAGGGUCACCCGGUCACCUGCCGCAGCAAAUCCCUAAUACGGCGUCCAACGGUCCAUCAUGGAUCAAUCAGUUGACCUGUCACAUAUAUAAACCCAUCAAACAGAUCAAAUACAUCAGGGU